Molecule: messenger RNA, 1533 nt
Organism: Sphenostylis stenocarpa
Lineage: Eukaryota; Viridiplantae; Streptophyta; Magnoliopsida; Fabales; Fabaceae
Source: the annotation of a GenBank genome assembly
AUGGAAACCUUGUUCCUUGUUAGGGAAAUUGCUGCGUCUAUUUUGAUCUACUUGGUGACCCUUUUUUCCAUGCGCACAGUCUUCAAACGGCAUGCCAGGAAGCUGCCACCGGGGCCAAGAGGGUGGCCUGUGGUGGGUGCACUUCCUCUGAUGGGAAGCAUGCCCCAUGUGACAUUGGCGAAAAUGGCAAAGAAAUAUGGACCUGUGAUGUACCUCAAAAUGGGUACUAACAACAUGGUUGUGGCCUCUACUCCUGCUGCUGCUCGUGCCUUCCUCAAAACUCUUGACCUAAACUUCUCCAAUCGGCCUCCAAAUGCUGGUGCAACCCACUUGGCUUAUGAUGCACAGGAUAUGGUGUUCGCUCACUACGGAUCAAGGUGGAAGUUGCUGAGGAAACUGAGCAACCUGCACAUGCUUGGAGGAAAGGCUCUUGACGAUUGGGGCAAGGUUCGAGACGAAGAGAUGGGGUAUAUGCUGGGUUCGAUGUACGAUUGUAGCAAAAGGGGUGAGGCUGUGGUGGUGCCGGAGAUGUUGACCUACUCCAUGGCCAACAUGAUAGGGCAAGUGAUCCUGAGUCGUCGAGUGUUCGAGACGAAGGGUUCAGAGUCAAACGAGUUCAAGGACAUGGUGGUGGAGCUCAUGACUGUUGCAGGGUACUUCAACAUUGGUGACUUCAUACCCUUCUUGGCCAAGUUGGACCUGCAAGGCAUAGAGCGUGGGAUGAAGCAGUUGCACAAGAAGUUUGAUUCGUUGUUGACGAAGAUGAUUGAAGAGCAUGUGGCUUCUAAGAACAAGAGGAAGAAUAAACCUGAUUUCUUGGACGUUGUCAUGGCUUAUUAUGCUGAAGAGGACACUCACGGCGAAAAAUUAUCGCUUGUCAACAUCAAGGCUUUACUCUUGAACCUAUUCACAGCAGGAACUGACACAUCAUCGAGCAUCAUAGAGUGGUCCCUGGCAGAGAUGCUGUACAACCCGAGCAUCAUGAAGAAGGCUCACGAGGAAAUGGACCAAGUCAUCGGCAGGGACCGUCGCCUCAAAGAAUCCGACAUUGCAAACCUUCCGUACUUCCAAGCCAUAUGCAAAGAGACCUACAGAAAGCACCCCUCAACCCCUCUGAACCUCCCUCGAAUCUCCAGCGAACCAUGCCAGGUUAACGGCUACUACAUUCCGGAGAACACUCGCUUGAGCGUCAACAUCUGGGCUAUAGGGAGGGACCCCGAGGUGUGGGAGAACCCCUUGGAGUUCAGGCCAGAGAGGUUCUUGACUGAGAAGAACAAAAAGAUCGAGCCACGCGGGAAUGACUUCGAGCUGAUACCCUUUGGGGCUGGGCGAAGGAUCUGCGCGGGGACCAGAAUGGGGAUUGUGUUGGUGCACUACAUUUUGGGCACUUUGGUGCAUUCCUUUGAUUGGAAGGUGCCACAUGAAGUGGGGGAGUUGAAUAUGGAUGAAAGCUUUGGCCUUGCCUUGCAGAAAAAAGUUCCUCUUGCUGCUUUGGUUACUCCUAGGUUGAACCCUAGUGCUUACAUUCCUUAG